GUACGGAAAAUGCUGCUCUUCAAGUGCCCUCCUUCGGCAAUCCUGGCGACCAAUUUGACCCAUCGUUGGACUGAAGGGCGUUGGAUUCAAGUCAUAAAUACAGCCUGCAAGGCUGAGGCGGGCAUCCAGGAGACAUCCUCGGCCCGAUACGCAUUCAUCUCAACACCUCUAGAAGUAUUUGUUCCUCGAGUGGACCGUCACCAUGGCGCCCCCCUCAAACACGGUGUCACCGCUGAUGCCGCGGUCACCGUCUAAUCUCAACGCCUACAUGUCACCCUCCAGAGCCAAGUCAUUAGCAAUGAGAAAGUCGAUAUCAAAACCACAAACCGCCACCAUUCAAUCUCGCCCUAAACCGUCCGCUGACUUCGACAUGGCUGAGCAGAUGAAUGAGGAGAUCAGCAACAAGUAUGUGAAAGGCAAGAAGCUGGGUGAAGGUACCUAUGCUAUCGUCUACAAGGGACAUUUGAGAUCCGAUCCUACCACGCUGGUGGCGAUCAAGAAGUUCAAGGUCGACCCUUCACAACAGCGAGAAGGUCUCAACGUCGACACCAUUCGAGAGAUCAAGUACCUUCAAGAAGUCUCCCACCCUAGCAUUGUCGCUCUGCUCGAUGUGUUCUCUUCCAAAGACCAAAACAUCAACAUGGUCAUUGAAUACUUUCCAAACGGCAACCUGGAGGAGCUCAUUCGUGACAAGACGGUGAGUUACGGUGCUGCAGAUGUGAAAGCGUGGAUGGGCAUGCUUUGCCGGGCAAUCUACUACUGCCAUUCGAACUUCAUUCUGCACCGAGAUAUCAAGCCGAACAACUUGCUCAUCGCAGCUGAUGGAGAAGUCAAACUGGCAGAUUUCGGUCUUGCACGGUCAUUUGGAGACCCAAGAUAUCAAAUGACGUCUGCAGUGAUAACAUUGUGGUAUCGACCUCCGGAGCUCCUGUUUGGGGCAAGGCAGUACAGCGGUGCUGUCGACAUGUGGAGCAUCGGGAUGGUAUUCGCGGAAUUGCUCAUUCGUCGUCCAUAUGCAGCUGCCGAUGUGGCCAACCAAGAAGUUCUGGCAACGGGUGGCGGCACAGUCGCACAAUUGGACAAAAUCUGCGAAGCAGUAGGCACGCCGUCGGAAGACAAUUGGCCAGGUGUUUCGAAACUCCGAGAUUACUUCGAACUAGAGAAGAAGAUUCCGGUCAGGGACAAAUCGUUUUACAUGCAAAUGUUCCCAACGGCAGGUUCUGUUGGUGUUGAUCUUCUUAUGGCCAUGUUGAAGCUGGAUCCACGGAAAAGAGUGACGGCCAGGGGAGCUUUAGAACAUGAAUGGUGGCAAGUAGAUCCACGACCUACCGACAAAGAGAGCUUGCCCAAGCAAGGCGGUGGCGCGACUAAGAUGGGUGCGGCUGAGGCCGCCGCGCCUGGAGUCGUGGUAGAUGAGAACAGAUUCAAAGGUGUGGCCAAAAAACUUGACUUUGGUGGAGCACGAAAGUGAGAGGAAGAUCAUCGAGACAUUGCGCAGAGCCGCUGCGAGGUCGCCAAGGGCGUAUCUACCCCAAAAUUCGGUCACCGCCUUUGAGCAUCGUGCCAGCCCAAAGUGACAAGCUUCUGAUAUCCUCACUGGACAUGGGAUGUGGCAUACGGCUUGGCUGUCUGGUUGUUUUUGCCCUCAAACAAACCUCACUUUCAAUUCAACCUUGCGGAAGGAAACA
Exophiala viscosa is the source of this 1688-nucleotide messenger RNA. RefSeq names its product cyclin-dependent kinase 7. The record is from RefSeq and is a predicted model, not a curated record. The coding region runs from base 203 to 1471 and encodes 422 amino acids. Gene Ontology annotation, biological process: positive regulation of transcription by RNA polymerase II; protein phosphorylation. Gene Ontology annotation, molecular function: ATP binding; RNA polymerase II CTD heptapeptide repeat kinase activity; cyclin-dependent protein serine/threonine kinase activity. Gene Ontology annotation, cellular component: nucleus; transcription factor TFIIH holo complex; cytoplasm. NCBI's taxonomy places the organism in Eukaryota, Fungi, Ascomycota, Eurotiomycetes, Chaetothyriales, Herpotrichiellaceae. The transcript has 2 exons.